This is a messenger RNA of Penicillium cinerascens, 3402 nucleotides long. RefSeq names its product lipase family protein. Gene Ontology annotation, biological process: lipid metabolic process. The record is from RefSeq and is a predicted model, not a curated record. Lineage: Eukaryota; Fungi; Ascomycota; Eurotiomycetes; Eurotiales; Aspergillaceae. The coding region runs from base 1 to 3402 and encodes 1133 amino acids. The transcript is spliced from 2 exons.
AUGACAGCCGAAGAAAAGCAGAUCGGCGAUGGCAGCCAUGUUCCCGCGACUUCAGGCACAACCCUCCUCCCGCGUCCGGUAGCGUCCCUGGUAUCCCUGCUGACUCAAUCGACCUCGCUGUCUCUGCGCGUGGGCACUUUCGUUGGCGGGGUAGCCCUAGAUGGAGCACGCGCGACCACGCUGACGGGGUUCGAGUUGGGCCGAGCGGUCAUCGAGGGGAUCUUGACUCGAGCGGGGAGGGAUGUCGCGAUCCGCAGUGGGGAUGAGCAUGGCAGGAUGGAGGCUGAAUCACUUCUUGAGCGCAGUUUGGCGACUCUACAUACAACAGUGACCUCGGCAUCUUUCUUCGCAGCGGCCACUUUCCACUUCUCAUCUACGACGCUGGCAUCGGUUGCCAAUUUCUCACAGGCUCUUCUAUCAACUCUUGAUGCCAUCCUGGGAUCUACGGAAUCAUCGAGGGCUAUUGCUGCCAUUAUUACUCUUAUCCGUCGAGAGUUCAGGUCCGGGGAUACUGGCGCCAGCAACGAGAAAAUCGGUGUGGGAGAUCUGCUACUUGGUUCUGUGGGGUUUGCACUUCUGCAGCGCUGGGGCAAAAAGAAUACCGAACGAAGUCUUCGAGAGAACGGUGGAGAUGAAAUAGUUUGGGAUACCGUUAUCUUGGACAGCGGUGUCAGGGCAGAUGUUGUCGGAACGCAUCAAAUCCAGUUUCCAGGUGGAGGAGUCGAUGCAGCGGCAGAUCCCGAAAGCGCUUCAUUCGUCAUGCCUGGAAAGGAAGAAGCCUUUGAUGCCGUGCAGCGGCGAUCUAGCAUUGCUCAGACCUUUAGUGGAUCUCGCCUGUCAUUUCCUUUGGAUGAACAACAACAAGUGUCGGACGAAGAUGUUCGCGCCUACAUCAUGAGCCAACUGCCACAAGGUUGUCACGCUUCCAUCAAAUCGGAAUUAUUGACAGCUCGCACCAUCACGGUGGACAUCUUUGAUGAUGAUAUGGCUGAAAUUGCUGCUCCUCCUGGAACUACGAUGAUCGAAGAGCGACACCAUCAUGAUCAUGAAUAUGCAAAUGCCAGUGCUGGCGCCCCAGAGUAUCGACGGUUACCAAGACAUACAGUGGUAUUCCGCACAGCCUUCAAUAAAUCACAAAGCACCCAGCUACGGCCUCAUGACGUCCCGGUUGGUUCAAGUCCAGUUGAGGCGGAUCACUUCCAACGACAUUUGCCUCGAGCUCCACAGUCUCCGCAAAAAGCGAGAGACCACGGCAAUGGGGAACGCUCACUGUCUGGUCCUGCAAGCGGUGUCACGAUCAAGGGUACUGGCGUUGCCAGUCCGGAGCCUGAAGAUGACAGUGCCCAAAAGCCACCGUCUGGAAGGAACUCGUUCACAAAGUUCACCCAGCGAGUGAAACCAGGUGGCUCCGAGAAGACUGACGACACCAAGCGCCCUCUAUUGAAGAAACCUACUAUCAGAGCCCCGGCAUUAUCAGCAACUAAUAGCGCACGUCAGCCUGUCAAGCCCACGAAAGGAACGGCCUCGGUGAAAGACGCCACUGCGCGAGAAGUUUCCAACAAGCCAGACCCCAAGAGAAGGCCGAGCCAAACACCCGACUAUCGGCCAACUACCCCGGCUCCCAAUCGGGGACUACGGAGAUCGCCCUACCCAACAUCUCCCCAGUCCCCACGCUCGCAUGUCAAACUCAUUCCUCGCAAUGUCCCCGACCGAAAGAGCUCCAGGCCAGGGCAUUUCGCAGUACGCGAAAGGAGUCACGAGUCUCUCCUCACCCACACUGAUACCUUCUCUCGCCGCAAUGGUGACAUGCGUCCCGGGUCGCCAGCAGCCGCUCGAACUCAUGUUCGCAGCAGCAGCUCUUUGUCUGUGUCAAGGUCCGAGGCAGACGGUACUAUCUCCGCGAAUGAUCAUCGGCCCAGUUCAUCGGCAUUGCAUGGAAGAUCUCAAUCAUAUACUCCAAGCAUGUAUUCCGUCGCCACCGCUGGCUCUGAGACGUCGCUUCUACUGGCACAUCGACCGCGCAAGAGCACGUAUGAAGACGCGGCGACUAUCCAAGCUCUCAAUCGGGAUGGCCUUGUGCCUGGAAUCUUCCCCGAGAGACAUUUUGUUCAAAACGUUCGCCGAUUCUGUCGUUUCUCUUCUGCGUCUUAUGGCGCCAGUGCCCUCAAAGUCAUGGGUAUACCCAGAGGAACGAAGACUAUUCCUCCCAUCACCUCGGACAGUCAUGAGCACCACGCAUUCUCCGAUCACGCGGGCCUUCCAUCCUCGACAAUCCUUUUGUCCUCUUUUGUCGACCCAGCUGGAGGCUCCAAUGCCGCAGGUGAAACCGAAAGCGGGUUCCCACUCGUGCAUUACCUAUCAAUCGACCACGAAUCCAAGGCCGUGGUCCUAACUCUUCGAGGAACAUGGGGCUUCGAAGACAUUCUCACAGACAUGACCUGCGACUACGACGAUCUAGAAUGGCAAGGCAAGAACUGGAAGGUUCACAAAGGUAUGCACGCCUCCGCCAAGCGCCUCCUAGGAGGAGGCGGCGGCCGAGUCAUGAUCACUCUCCGCGCAGCCCUGGAAGAAUUCCAGGACUACGGCGUCGUGCUAUGCGGCCACUCCCUAGGCGGUGGCGUAGCAGCUCUCCUCGCAACCAUGAUCGCCGAACCGAACAAUGACCUCCAUGGCACAUCUUUCGUGACGGCAUCUUACAACCCAACAGCCCGUCCACGCCUAUUGGCCGUGGACAGAGACACAAGUCUCAACGCAACACCACCCCAAUCCCAAUGCUACGACCUACCCACCGGCCGCCCAAUCCACGUCUACGCCUACGGCCCACCAGCCGUCAUGUCCCCAUUCCUCCGCCUCGCAACCCGCGGCCUAAUCACAACGGUCGUAAACGGCCAAGACGUCGUCCCCAGCCUGUCUCUCGGCAUCCUACACGACAUGCACACAGCCUCGCUAUCAUUCAAAGCCGAUAUCUCCGGCGCCAAAUCACACAUCCGCUCCCGACUCCACGACCGCCUCCGCCAGUCCAUCAUCCACAAAUUCUACGUCAACCAGCCGCCGCUGGUAAUUAACGCCGGAGAUGGCGUGGGCGAAGACGCAUGGGCGUGGAAAACACUCCGGCUACUCCGUGAUGAGAUGCGUGCGCCGAAACUGAUGCCGCCGGGUGAGGUGUUCGUGGUCGAGACUAUGCGUGUGCUGCAGCGGGAGGCGUUUACGGCGCCCGAGUUUGUGACGGAUAGUUAUCCACGACUUGGAUGGCCUGCUACGAGGGUGCAGAUGCGGUUUAUUCGAGAUGUGGAUGCUUGGUUUGGGGAGUUGAGGUUUGCCAGUGGCAUGCUAAGUGAUCAUAAUCCGGCGAGAUAUGAGACUAGUCUGGCGGCGUUGGCGAGGGGGGUCUUGGAUGAGUAG